AUGGCCUGCUAUCGCUUCGCUUGUUCCGACAUGACGUUCCGGCUUCAAUCGAAUCUGCUUGCAUGGCGAGAGCUUUUCCGUAGAGUCGAAGCGCGAGAAUUGGAGGUAGAGAAUGAGAUGGCGGCCUUGAACCCCUCGCAAAGGGAUCAUAAACUCGGAGAGUGCGAAUGCUUCGAAAGCUCCUCAGACUCCCCGCAUGCUGCGCCUAAAGCCGGUGAUAGACUGUUGGUCGGCCCACGUUCAUCGACAUGGCUCGAGAACUGGGGCGAAAUGCAUACAGAAAGCUGCGGCGUAGAGUCCAGGCAUUGCGGCGACUCACGACCGGAUCGAGUGGCUGACUCAGAAGGCGCGGCGCGAAUGCCAGAAACGGUUCGGAGACUGUACCAAGCAGCUCUUUUCGUCGGCUCAUAUGCUUCGUGCGGGCCAGGCGCGCUCAGGAGUAUGAACUUGAUAGGAGGUCCGAGAAGGGAGUCUCAGAACAUGGCUAGGCCGGUACAGCGGAGUGCCCGUACGCCACGAUCUAAGCCGGCAGUAAGCUGUUCAUGCGUCCAGAUUCCUCGUGCUUGCCAGACGCCUUCAAGAAAAGAGUCUAUGAGCGCAGCCAGGCCAUUUCAUCGGAGCGCCGCGUUACGAUUUAAGCCGACUGUACUUCGUUCAUCGGCUGGCAUUCAUAUGCUGCCUGAGGUUCGAGAAGGGAGUUCACAGGCGCAGCCAGGCUUAACCGUGACGGAAAUCUGCGCAGGGAAGCGACUUGAGAGCACUGAUUGA
Messenger RNA from Pseudocercospora fijiensis CIRAD86, 768 nucleotides. RefSeq lists its product as uncharacterized. NCBI's taxonomy places the organism in Eukaryota, Fungi, Ascomycota, Dothideomycetes, Mycosphaerellales, Mycosphaerellaceae. The transcript is spliced from 10 exons. The coding region runs from base 1 to 768 and encodes 255 amino acids. The record is from RefSeq and is a predicted model, not a curated record.